This is a messenger RNA of Aspergillus niger, 3411 nucleotides long. RefSeq lists its product as uncharacterized. Lineage: Eukaryota; Fungi; Ascomycota; Eurotiomycetes; Eurotiales; Aspergillaceae. The record is from RefSeq and is a predicted model, not a curated record. Bases 1 to 3411 code for a protein of 1136 amino acids. Gene Ontology annotation, molecular function: protein binding. The transcript has 3 exons.
AUGAGCUUCGGAUAUGGUGUCGGGGACUUCCUCGCUGUAGUGAAUCUCGCUAAGACCAUCAAGGAACGCUUUGUCAAUGCACCUGAACAAUUCAAACAAAUUUCAGAAGCCUCAAAAACCUUGUGCAAUGUCCUCCGUGAUAUCGAAAAUACCUACCAACAAGCGGGGCUUAAUACCAAGCAGAAAAAGCAUUUAGACGAUGUUUAUAGAUCUUGCUAUCACGACUUGAAUGAACUGCUCCGCAGAUUAGACAAAUACCAGGAGUUGAACUUUGGUACUAACAGCUUAGGUGGUGCAUAUCGCCAUUUUUGGAAGAGACUCAAAUGGGACCAAGCUAGAAUGGCUGAAAUGCAUCAGAGAAUACAUUCGGAUAUUCAUGUCUUCAGUCUCUUGAGUACUAGUCUGACCAGGUAUGCUCGGAAACACCCCAGGAAGGCGAAUGCUCAUGUUUUCCGGAAUAGUCAGGUAGCCUUUGCAACGAAAGAGCUCGUUGACCAAAUCAACAACACCAUGGAAGAUAAAGCCUGUCAUGAGAUCCUUGAAUGGCUUACAACAGUAAAUUAUGCAACUCAGCAAGAAGACUUUCUCAAACGUCGCCAGGACGGUACCGGUAAGUGGUUACUAGGCACAGACAAGUUUCAGCAGUGGAUCAACAACGAAAACAAAAAUAUCCUGUGCACGGGCAUACCUGGAGCCGGGAAAACAAUACUUACUGCUAUUGUCAUUGAAAAUCUUGAAGAGAAGUGUCAAUAUGAUCGAAGUGUUGGUCUCGCCUACAUAUACUGCAACUUUCGGCGCCAUAAUGAGCAGAGUGUGGACGAUGUACUUGCGAGUCUGAUAAAGCAAUUGUGUCAAAGAAUGUUGUCCCUUCCUGAGGAUAUAAAGUCUCUAUAUGCACAACACAAGAAACGACAAACUCGGCCGAAACUCGACGAACUUUCUGAGAGCCUAUCCGUUUUGCUUGGUCACUUCUCGAGGAUCUUCAUAGUGGUAGACGCCCUUGAUGAAUAUUCAUCUAGGGAUGAAGCGCUACGCAGGUUGUUAUCGGAAUUGUUUCGUCUGCAGAGCAACAGCACAGUUAGCAUAUUUGCUACGUCACGACACAGCCCGGCCAUCCAAUCGGCAUUCGAAGGUUGUUUACAGCAAGAAAUCUCUGCUGCCGCUGAAGAUGUAAGGGCAUAUCUGGAAGGUCACAUAUCUCAGCUGUCAAGAGUCGUGCUACGCAACGAUGAGCUACAGAAGGAAAUAGUCAACGCAAUUACGAAAACGGUGAAUGGAAUGUUUCUUCUUGCUCAACUCCACCUCGACUCAUUGGAAGGAAAGCUCUCGGUAACGGCGAUUCGGAGAGCACUCAAGCAAUUGCCAUCCGGAACUGACGCCUACAAUAUUGCAUAUGAGGAAGCCAUGGAACGGAUAAAUGGGAAGACGGCUGGAGAGAAGGAGUUGGCAUUUCAAAUUAUUGCAUGGAUUACCUGCGCUCGAAAACCCCUGAAAAUCACAGAGCUCCAACAUGGCCUUGCUGUUGAGAUCGAAGAGACCGAAUUCGAUACAGAAAACCUUCCCGAUGUGCAAGACAUGGAAGCUGCCUGUGCUGGCUUGGUGACUGUGGACGAAAAGAGUCAUAUCAUCCGCUUGGUCCACCAUACCGCACAGGAGUAUUUCGAGAGAACCCAGACCCAGUGGUUUCCCCGAGCGCACUAUGACAUGGCAAAAGUCUGCAUGGCAUAUUUAUUGUAUUGCCUUCAGUCAGGAGCAGGCUUACGCACAGCCGGUUAUCCCUUUGCCCGCUACUCUCGUCACUAUUGGGCACAUCAUUUUGCGCGCGCCCUUGCAAAACCAGGACUGGCACGCGGCCUCCUGCUGGACAAGAAGAAGGUCGUGCUUUGCGCACAAGAUCUCGUUACUCACUUGGGAAUUAGGAAAGCAUUUCAACUGGCUGUGCAAGUGCCAGAAUUGGUGACAGAAGCCCAUCUGGCGGCAUUCUUUGGGUCGGAAAAUGCGCUGAGGGAGUUGCUAGAAGCCGGGUAUGCCUUGAAUUCCCUUGAUGCUACAAACAGAUCUCCAUUAUCAUGGGCGGCAGAGAAUGGCCAUGAGGAAGCAACCAGGUUUUUGAUCAAACAAGGACUCGUUAUAGAUCACAAAGACCGGUGGGGGCUUACUCCACUUGCGCUAGCAGCAAACAAGGGCAAUCCUGAGGUUAUGAGCUUACUCUUGAGCAAUGGAGCCAGUCCAGACUUGAAGGGAAACGCUGGCCGAACCCCUUUAAUGCUAGGUUGUCAAAAAGGCCAUGACUAUGUCAUGGAUGGCGAUACGAUGCUAUGGGCCGCAAUUGAUUCUCAAAAGAAGGUAGUCGAACUUUUGCUCGAAGCAAAUUGUGACCCUAAUUUAAAAGAUGAACGUGGCUGGACCGCGCUCCACUACGCCGCUCGUUACAGCCACUCCGAAGUUAUUAAGCUAUUACUGGCCAAGGGGGCUGAUCGUCUUAGUACAGAUAAUGCAGGUCAGACAGCACUUUUCAACGCAGCUAGAUACGGGAAUGGGUUUGUUGUCGACCUAUUGCUCAAACAAGGGUUCGAUCCAAACCACAUGGAUGCUUCCGGCAUGACUCCGUUGUUGCUCGCUUUGGAGCACAAAUGCUAUAGAACUGCUAUGGCAUUAAUACACAUUGGGAUUUGUGCGGACGUGAGAAGUAGACGUCGGGGCAUAACACCAUUGAUUUGCGCGAUCCAGGAAGACCAUAACAGGAUAGCCAGGUGCCUAUUAGACUGUGGUGCUGACCCUAACCUCACUGAUCAAAAACUCGGUCGACCUCCAUUGGUAUGGGCAGCGAGGAGAGGUAAUUAUUCGAUGGUGGAAGCAUUGUUGAGCAGGGGGGUUGACGCAGACAGCCAGGACCGCAACGGUUGGACGGCUCUGUUGGUUGCUAUAGCGUUGGAUCGCAAAGAGACUGGAGACGAAGCCCUAGUUAAGCAAAUCCUUGAGUCUGGGGGCUACCCAGAAGCUCACAGUUUCCACGUCAUGAGCCCUGUGACGCGGCCCACACGCCGUGGUUACGAGGGCAUUGUGAGACUACUUUUGCAGUACAAGGCGAACCCGGACGCGGCAAACAGGCAAGGAUGGACGCCGUUGAUGGCCGCAGCAGCAGCAGGACGCGGAAGUACAGUUCGAUUACUGCUCGAUACGGGAAGGGUAAACCCCAAGCGUCGGGAUAAGUACGGCCGCGAUGCUGCCCUCCACGCGCGAAGACAUGGGCACAACCAAAUCGCGCUACUUCUCUCGCGUCAAAUGGAUGAGACCAACAUGACCAUCAAUGAAGUUGUCUGCACCGCAGGCCAGCCGGAAAACGCUCCUCUUAUUGUUUGUCGUGCAACAGGAACACAAGAAUCGGGGAAGUCGCCUGUCAGUUUGUAG